Molecule: messenger RNA, 830 nt
Organism: Tachyglossus aculeatus (Australian echidna)
Lineage: Eukaryota; Metazoa; Chordata; Mammalia; Monotremata; Tachyglossidae
Product: olfactory receptor 5K1-like
Exons: 4
Coding region: 175-606 (143 amino acids)
Biological process (GO): sensory perception of smell; G protein-coupled receptor signaling pathway
Cellular component (GO): membrane
Molecular function (GO): olfactory receptor activity; odorant binding
Source: RefSeq, a predicted model, not a curated record
UGCUGCUGCUGCUGCCCAGCACAAUCGACUUAUGCUUUAAGCGGGAACAAAAGGAGGAGGAGAUUCACCUCUAUGGUUCAAAACGAUCAGCAUUUAAGAAGAAUCACCAGCAGGGCAGAAUCUGACCUCCAGUGAGCCUUUUCCCUCCAAGGUCUGGAAAGUCCGAAGUCAGAUAUGGCUGAGGGGAAUCACACACUGAAGAUGGACUUUGUUUUGACCGGAUUUACUGAUAAGCCAGGACUGCAGCUCUUCCUGUUUGUGGUGUUGUUGGUAAUCUAUACGAUAACCAUUAUGGGGAACCUUGGGCUGGUGACGCUGAUUUGGCUGGAACCUCGGCUUCACACUCCCAUGUACUAUUUCCUUGGCAAUCUGGGCCUUACGGACGCUUGCUGCUCCUGCUCCAUUAUGCCCAAAGUGCUGAUGAACAUUGCCACUGGAAACAAAGUCAUUUCCUUCUCUGAAUGCAAGCAUAAGAAACAAGGAAGUAAUAAGUGUCCUGAGGAAAAUUAUGAAGAGGAAAAUAUUUUUCAAGUGACCUGUAGAGACAGAAACUAUGCAGUUUCUAUGUUCAGACAGAAUUCAGCUUGGAGUGGUGCUCAACUCUAAUUCCUUUACCACCAAACAGGAUGCAUAUUAAACCACUUCAGAAGGGAGUCAUCCUCUUUUGUUCUUAAAAAUAUGACAGUACAUCCUCCAGUAUUCAAAAUGGUCCACUUCUUGUGAUAACCAAGCAUAAUCUCUCUUUGGAAUCUUUAACACUGAAUAAAAACUGUAUUCACAUUGUGAUAAUGCGUUAAGAGCUCAAAAAUUGUAUUCUCGGUUGUUUUACC